Vanrija pseudolonga is the source of this 1248-nucleotide messenger RNA. RefSeq names its product Acyl-coenzyme A:6-aminopenicillanic-acid-acyltransferase form (gene penDE). The coding region runs from base 47 to 1195 and encodes 382 amino acids. NCBI's taxonomy places the organism in Eukaryota, Fungi, Basidiomycota, Tremellomycetes, Trichosporonales, Trichosporonaceae. The transcript has 3 exons. The record is from RefSeq and is a predicted model, not a curated record.
CACGACUUCUCAUUCUCCCACUCUCGACUGCUCGCACACAAUCACCAUGCUUCAGGUCACUGCUACUGGAACGCCGUAUGAGAUCGGGCACACCCACGGCUCCCAGGCCAAGGAGCAGGUGCACGGCUCGGUGGCCUUCUACCGCGGCUUCUUCCAGGACAAGGCCAAGAUGGACUGGGCGAGCGUCGAGGAGGAGGGCAAGCUGUGGCGCCCGUGGCUGGAGGAGAACUUUCCCCAGUACAUUGAGGAGCUGAAGGGUGUCGCCGACGGCGCUGGCCUCAGCUUCGAGACCAUCUUUGCGCUCAACAUCCGCACCGAGAUUGCGUUCGGGCACCAGUCGCAGCCUACAGACGGGUGCACAGCGUUCGCGUACCACAACGCCGAGGCGCACACUGCCAUCCUGGCGCAGAACUGGGACUGGCGGUGGGAGCAGGGCCCGAACCUCAUCAACCUCACCAUCCGGCGCAGCGGCGCUGCGACCAACGGCGCGUCCAACGGCCACGCCAACGGCAACGGCCACGCCAAUGGCCACAGCGACAACAACUCGUUGUCUAUCAUCACCGAGGCGGGCAUCAUCGGCAAGAUUGGCCUCUCGUCGUCCGGCGUCGGCGUGUGCCUGAACGCCAUUGCCGCCCUCGGCGUGAGCUACACCAAGCUGCCUGUCCACUUGGCGCUGCGUGCCGUGCUUGACUGGUCGCACGAGGAGCGCGCCAAGGGCCCGGGCGUGGCCCAGCGCGUCGCGGAGCGGCUGACAAAAGUGGGAGUCGCGUCGGCGGGCCACAUCCUCCUCUCGGACGAGCUCGUCGCGAUCGGGCUCGAGGCGAGCGCCGUCGACAUCGUGCCCGUCAAGCACACUGCCCUGCGUGGCGGCGACGCGCUCGUCCACUCGAACCACUACGUCGAGGAGCACCCGGGCGUGCAGCUCGGCCAGGCGUGGGAGGACACGUACGACCGCCUCAAGCGCAUCGAGCAGCUCGCGCGCGAGGGCAAGGCCGGCAAGGACGGUCUCGUCACCGCCGACGAGGUCGCCACGUUCCUCCAGGACGAGGACAAGUGGCCCGUGUCCAUCUGCCGCCACCGCGAGUCGGGCGGCGAGACGCUGUUCAGCAUCGUCAUGGAUCUGGAGAAGCGCGACGCCCGCGUCGAGGUUGGCAUCCCGGGCAAGGGCGGCGAGGUGUUCCACCUCACGCCUUAGCUGUUGUAGGGUUUAGUUUGUAUCGACUUUAUGGGAUCUGCUGUGAUACUGCA